This is a messenger RNA of Mesorhabditis belari, 546 nucleotides long. The record is from the annotation of a GenBank genome assembly. Lineage: Eukaryota; Metazoa; Nematoda; Chromadorea; Rhabditida; Rhabditidae.
AUGAAGCGCAAAUUUGAGGCGGACACCUCGUCGAUUGAGACGCAAAACGUUUCACUUGAAAAGAUCAACGAUGGAGAUGCGGCUGAAGUACGAAGACUGAGAAAACUGGCCAACAAUAGGACUCUCGCGAAAAGCCUCGCCGACAACGACAAAUAUUUCCCGGCAUUGAUGGGCUUAUUCAAUCGACUGAUCGACGACAAUCUUUCACAAAAACCUCUACUAAACGAUGUGCUUUCGACGUUGGCGAAUUGUUGCUUUGUUUCGAUCACAGCUUGUCUUGAAAUAUCUCGUCCGCAUCACAAAAUCUCCACUAAUUCAAUUCGUUUACUAGAGAAUAAUGGCUCGACAAUAGAAAUGAAGACUUGUGUGUUGCGCUUGUUGGGGAAUCUUUGCGUUCAUAAGGAAUCGGCUCUGACGAUCGUCAACAACCCGCGGCUUCUCGAUUGCGUCAUGCAAAAAAUAUGCGAUAAAGAGGAAUUGGUGGCAACGGCCGCGUUUCGAGUGAUCAAGCUAUGCGUAAAGUCGUCUUUCAUGAAGGUGAAUCAA